Molecule: messenger RNA, 1356 nt
Organism: Aricia agestis (brown argus)
Lineage: Eukaryota; Metazoa; Arthropoda; Insecta; Lepidoptera; Lycaenidae
Gene: elgi
Product: E3 ubiquitin-protein ligase NRDP1
Exons: 7
Coding region: 161-1111 (316 amino acids)
Biological process (GO): protein K63-linked ubiquitination; tumor necrosis factor-mediated signaling pathway; positive regulation of JNK cascade
Cellular component (GO): plasma membrane signaling receptor complex
Molecular function (GO): ubiquitin protein ligase activity; metal ion binding
Source: RefSeq, a predicted model, not a curated record
AUUGCUCUAUUUUUUUGUUGUUCUGCUAGUUUUUGCAUGCUGCGAUUAGAAUCGUAUUAAAAUUAUUGAGUAAAUAAAUAGCGUUUUAGUUUUACAAAGUUUUUAGCAUUACUUUUAGAAAUAAACAGUUUGCUAUGCCGUUGGGUGCCUGAUAAUAAGAAUGGGCUUUGAAAUCAAAAGGUUUCAAGGUGACGUUGAUGAGGAGCUUAUUUGUCCGAUUUGUUCAGGAGUUCUAGAAGACCCUUUACAGGCGCCUGCUUGCGAACACGCAUUUUGUCGUGCUUGUAUAACAGAAUGGAUCAGUCGUCAACCGACUUGUCCGGUAGAUCGUCAGGCGGUCACAUCCAGCCAGUUGCGACCUGUUCCCAGAAUACUACGUAACUUGUUGUCCAGAUUGUGUACAAGUUGUGAUAAUGCACCUCAUGGAUGUAAUGCCACUCUGAAAUUGGACUCCUUGGCAUCACAUUUAGUUGAGUGUGAAUUCAAUCCGAAAAGACCAGUUCCGUGCGAGGCUGGCUGUGGAUUGGUUAUUCCGAAAGAUGAGUUAGCCGCACACAACUGUGUCCGAGAUCUGCGCUCCCUCAUUGCAGCACACCAGUGUAAACUGACAGAAUACCAACAAGAACUGUCUGAACAGAGACUCAUAAUCAAUGAGCACAAAAGGGAAUUAGCCUUGCUGAAGGAGUUCAUGCGUGCUAUGAGAGUAUCCAACCCUACAAUGCGAGCAUUGGCAGAUCAAAUGGAAAGAGAGGAAGUGAUCCGCUGGGCAAAUUCUCUCUCUCGAGCUAGAGUCACUCGCUGGGGCGGUAUGAUAUCCACACCUGAUGACGUCUUACAGGUGAUGAUGAUAAAACGAAGCUUAUCAGAAUCAGGCUGCCCUCCUCACAUAAUUGAUGAUCUCAUGGAAAACUGUCACGAAAGAAGGUGGCCACCUGGACUGUCUUCUUUAGAAACUAGACAAAAUAAUAGAAGGCUGUAUGAAAAAUAUGUUUGCAAGAGAGUGCCUGGUAAACAAGCUGUUCUUGUGUUGCAAUGUGAUAACACUCACGUUGAUGAGCACAUGAUGGUGGAGCCUGGACUUGUGAUGAUCUUUGCUCAUGGCAUUGAAUGAAUGUUUUGAACUCAGCGUGCUAUUUUAUAUAAUAAUAUUGAGGUAAGGUUGGGACUGUAUUUAAACCUGAAUCUCUCCAGGAGCCUGUUUUACAAUGAGUACUUUCGAUUUGCCACAGCUGUCAUGACUCAUGAGUGACAGUCAAUAAAUGCGCGCUACGCCUAGCAAUGACCAAUUACCGCGUGGUAAUUUUCCGAAUCCGAGUCGAACGGGAAUAAUUGUGAGUCAGGUUGCAGGCAGAAAAA